GGCGGACGGUACGGGUGCACUAUCACCAGGGCUCCGUAAGUGAAGAUGUUUUAGAGCGGAUUACGAUUGUUUUUAUCAUAGAUUUUGAGUUUUUUGAGUACCGGAUAUACAGUUUAGUAACCACAUAGUAAGGAUGGCUGGAAUCAGAAGCACCAGGGCGUCAACUCGGGCAAAAAGUUCGACGAAAUGGUGGAAUGUCUCAGCGUCGAAGAUUCCAGCGGACGAGACCAUACACACCGACUACAAUGACGAGGCCAAAACCAGCCCCUGCAAUACAAAGUUUGUGACAACUACCGACAGAGUUCCUGUGUGGGUGAAGGUGUGUAAGUUGCGCUACAACGAAGAGUACGGAAAGCAGAGCGGACAGAAGGUAGAAUGGAGAGACGGAGACCAAGCGGACGUCUUGAUCGUCACAGAGACAGAACAGAAAGACGGAAAAGUUCAAGAAUCGUGCGUGCUGUCAAUCCACUUCUGGAGAAACGGUACCAUCUGCAUCCAAGGAUCAGCAUUCCUGGAAUGGACUGACAAAAUCUUUCCGAGUCUGAAGAAAAAAGUUGAAGAAACAUCGAAUGGCAACUGUCAAAAUGGCGGCCCAAGCCAAAGCGACGCCGACGGAAACAAAGACCACGAUACCGGAAGUAACACCUUCACCACUCCGAAAGGUAAGACGUUUCUAUCUUCUGAAACUGUGGAUACAUCAUCCGAAACCAUUGAUCACUCAGAUGAAACCCCUGUCAAGGUCCCUGUUGGCACACCUAGAAAGACAAACAGAUUUAGAAAAGCUGUCGAAAACUUUAUCAGCCCCUUCAGGACCCCAACUUCUACUGAAUCUCCACUGAACUCUAGCAAAAACGUGUUGGACUUUGAGAACACCCCGACUCCAUCGGACACUGUGGAAAAGUCAACUUCACACGACCUCAUCACAAGAGAUAUCCAGAAACACUACGCGGAUCUUGUUGACCUUGUUAAUACUCUACAAGUAGAAGUCAAGGCGUUAAAAGAUGAACAGGGUACACAAAAGAAUGAAUUUGAAAAGAAACUGAAAGCUGUCUCCGGUGAGUUGAAAAAACAGCUGGAAGAUGAACAGAAAAGGCAUGCAAAUGAAAGGAAGAGUGUGAACAGCCGCCACAAUGAAGAAAUGGCCACCCUCACGGCGAAGUGUGAAUCUCUCCAGUCCCUUGUUGAAAAACAGCAAGAACAGAUUGCUAAACUGCAGGAGGUGACGGAUUCCAUUCAACUCUCCCAAUCCAUUUCAAAGAUGAGAACGUAUGCACAGACUGUGGCUUUGAACCCAGGUGCUCAUCAGGUUAGUGCUAAAAACUGCAUCUCCAAGGACAAUGGCACUAAUAACGCCACUGAUGACAAAACAAUGGAUCCGGGUACAGCUCAUGCAAAUCAUACAACAACACAGCCAAGUACUGAAGAAGCCGACUCAGACGUUGAACUGACCCAACAGGUUCCGUCACAGGAAGGAACACAAGUCCCGACAGUGGAGUCGAAACAAGUCAGGGUGUACACGGACUCCAUAUGGAAAGCCGUCAAUGUCUCCAGAAUGUUUCCCAAUCUUUCGACACACAAAGACAAGACAUCUACAAUAUCCGAUGCCACAAAGAAGCUAGAAACCAUCCACGACCCAGGAACAUCCUAUGCGAUUCUUCACAUAGGAUCUAACGACUUAGACAACUCCAAACACAACGACUCUUCUGUACAAGACUGUCUGCAGAAAACGGAAGAACUCGUCAGUAUUGCCAAAGCGUCAUUUCCAAACGCCACCAUUGUCUUGUCUCAGGUUCUCCCGAGAGGCAAUGACCUGCAAUCUGACCUGAACAAGAACAUCAAGGACUAUAACCAAUCUGUACUACAAAGAUACAAGGAUGAAGAGAAGCUGCUGUACGUACGUCACAAGAAACUGUCAACAUCUAGACAUCUCUACAGACGCGAUGGUAUCCACUUGGAUGAAGUCACAGGGACGAGUCUUCUAGUGGCAGAUGUAAAGAGGACCAUCCGCUCUGUGGAGAACAAAUACGAUCCCGGCUACAGUCGAGAAAACUGGAGACAACCCCCACAUUCAGGACAGGACAGAACACAUCGGAACCGCGGACAGGACAGAGCACAAGAGAACCGCGGACAGGAUAGAGCACAGCAGAACCGCGGACAGGACAGACCGCAGCAGAACCGCGGCCGAGACGGUUCCUGGCCUGCCGACGUGAACUGUACAUCGGGAGAGCGGAGCCGUCCCAACAGGUACCGGUCCCAGGUCAACACACCACACGAGGACAUUAUAAACCUGGCCUACAAGUUGAAAGAACUGCUCAACAACUUUUAGAUACUCAGUGUACCAGCGCUGA
Molecule: messenger RNA, 2348 nt
Organism: Branchiostoma floridae (Florida lancelet)
Lineage: Eukaryota; Metazoa; Chordata; Leptocardii; Amphioxiformes; Branchiostomatidae
Exons: 1
Coding region: 134-2326 (730 amino acids)
Source: RefSeq, a predicted model, not a curated record